AUGGAUGAGGGACUUAAAAAAUUACUGGCGUCGCAUAUGUGGCGGACCAAGGCUAUGGAAGACCUCCUUGAGUACCGCUUCAAGGACAAAACCAUAGCUUUAAGUGCCUUGAAUCUUCCUGGACGCCUUACUUCGAUUAAAGAUAACACCGGCCUCGCUCAAGUUGGAAAGGCUGUCAUGGAGCUGUUCUUAAUCACGGAUGGUUAUGAUAAAGAUAUGGACCCGGAAAACAUUGAUACUCUCCUGACUUUUGUCUUGGAUAACAGCAAGCUUGCAGAUAUCGGGACAAAGAAGGGCCUUGGACGAUGCAUGAUGGGUAUGCGGUCAAGCACUGCCAACCUUACGCCCCUUUACACCGCCCGGACCGUCCAGGCAUUGAUGGGUGCCGUCUAUCUCGACAGUGAUGGAGAUUUGGAGAAACUAUACGAGGCGAUGAUGGCCAUAGGACUACUACCCAAACCAGGCGCUCAAUUGCCCGUGUAA
Messenger RNA from Trichophyton benhamiae CBS 112371, 483 nucleotides. Its product is annotated as RNAse III, putative. The transcript is spliced from 2 exons. The coding region runs from base 1 to 483 and encodes 160 amino acids. The record is from RefSeq and is a predicted model, not a curated record. Lineage: Eukaryota; Fungi; Ascomycota; Eurotiomycetes; Onygenales; Arthrodermataceae. Gene Ontology annotation, molecular function: ribonuclease III activity. Gene Ontology annotation, biological process: RNA processing.